Messenger RNA from Nipponia nippon (crested ibis), 801 nucleotides. Lineage: Eukaryota; Metazoa; Chordata; Aves; Pelecaniformes; Threskiornithidae. The record is from RefSeq and is a predicted model, not a curated record.
AUGACGCUGAAGGGCACCUGUGAGUACUCUCAGGUAGUCAGAGUUAAAAAGCAAGAAAAGAGCCCUAACAUCAUCUCCCAAACCCCUGACUUGCGUAGUUCUGCCAAGAAGCCAUGCAGGCCAGAUCUGAGAGUGAACUCCCCCGUCAAUGUUCUUGUUCAAAAUAAUCAAACACACCUUUUUGCUCAGAACCUGGGUAACUGGAAGAAAGCUGGGAGGCUGGGCGGAGAAUGGAUUGAGACCAGCCCCGAGGAGAAGGACUUGGGGGCGUUGGUUGAUGAGAAACUCAACAUGAACACGACAUGUGCGCUUGCGGCCCAGAAAGCCAACCGUGUGAAUCGCCAUUUCCACAUGAUUUGUAUCCGAGAUAAAUUCAGUCAGAAUAUUGGACGGCAGAUUUCUUCCAAAGUGAUUUGGGACCAUCUGAGCACCAUGUAUGAUAUGCAAGCUCUUCACGAAUCUGAGAUUCUUCCGUUCCCUAAUAUAGAGAAAAAUUUUGCUCUUCCUGACGAAAUGAUUCAAGAAGUGAGAGAAGGAAAAGUGAUGAUAGAAGAAGAAGUGAAAGAGGAAAUAAAAGAAGAGAUGGAAACGCAUACAGGUCCAGAAGAAGUUUUUGCACCCUCUGGAAGUUUAGGAAAAACAACCGAAAAGCCAAGCAGCAAAGAGAAAGAGAAAACUUCAUCAGAUUCUGGGUCCAAAGAGGGGUCUGAUAAGAGGAAGCGCAACAGAGUCACUGAAAAGGUCUUAAACGCAAACAGUAAUCCUUCCAGUCCAAGUGCUGCAAAACGACGCAGAACAUAA